CUACAUCUCACGCAAACUCCAGUAAAAAGCUCCCCUUUACGACUCCCACCUCAGAGGGAGAACGCGUCGUCAACUACUUCAAAAAUACAAAAGGACCGGCUCACUCUCAUUAAUCCACCAUUUCCAUCACUCUCUUUCCUUUCUUUCCUUUCGUUUCAAUUCAAUUCAACUUUCUCUCUUAACAAACAAGAAUCAGAAUCUCACUCGAAGCCUCCGACUCGCAAUUUUCCUCCAAAUUCUCGUGAAUUCAGCAGAAAAUCUCAACCGAAUUCAACUAAUUUGAAGUUAGUCAUGAAAGCACGAGAAAACAAGUAGAAAUGGUGCACGUAUUGAAGUGAGAGCAAAAAAGAAGGAAAUAAUGAGUGCGAUGAAGCGAAAAGCAGUGCAGCAGAAAUCUCAAAUUAGAUGGAAGAGGAAGGUUUUGGUGGCGGUUUUAGCGGUGUUUUGUCUCGCGAGUUUAGCGUUGAUGGAGACACAGUACUCUCGAAUCGUCUCGCUGGCGUCGUUACGACACCGUUUUAUUGUCAAGCCGAAGAUCGCCUUCCUUUUCAUCGCGCGGAAUCGCCUUCCUCUCGAAAUGGUUUGGGACGCUUUUUUCAAGGGAGAAGAGGACAGAUUUUCAAUUUAUGUUCACUCUAGGCCUGGCUUUUUGUUUAACAAGGGAACGACGAGAUCGGCUUAUUUUUUGAACCGGCAAGUUAAUGAUAGUAUACAGGUAGAUUGGGGAGAAGCGAGCAUGAUUGAGGCUGAGCAUAUAUUGCUUAGACAUGCAUUGACAGACCCUUGUAAUGAACGCUUUGUUUUUGUCUCAGAUAGCUGUAUACCUCUUUAUAACUUCAGUUACACAUAUGACUAUAUCAUGUCAACAUCAACUAGUUUUGUUGACAGCUUUGCUGAUACAAAAGAGGGUCGUUACAACCCAAAAAUGAAUCCUGUUAUUCCUGUUUACAACUGGAGGAAAGGAUCCCAGUGGGUUGUGCUAACAAGAAAGCAUGCAGAGGUUGUUGUAAAUGACACUACAGUCUUUCCCAUGUUUCAACAACAUUGCCAGAGGAGAUCAUUGCCGGAGUUUUGGCGAGAUCGUCCCUUUCCAGUUGAUCCAGCAAAGGAGCACAACUGUAUACCAGAUGAACAUUACGUUCAAACGUUACUUACUCAAGAAGGCUUUGAAGGAGAAAUCACACGGAGAUCAUUAACCUAUUCUGCAUGGGAUCUUUCAGCCUCCAAAGACCGUGAACGCCGUGGAUGGCAUCCAGUGACUUACAAGUUUUCCGAUGCCACUCCCAAGCUUAUUAAAUCUAUAAAGGAAAUUGACAAUAUCCACUAUGAGACUGAAAACCGUAGAGAAUGGUGUAGCAGCAAGGGGAAGCCAUCCCCGUGCUUCCUUUUCGCGAGAAAAUUCACCAGGCCUGCUGCUCUCCACCUUCUUAAUUUGUCAGUUCUGGGAGCUCACCGUCUAGCAAAAAGUGAAUCGUAACCAUGCAAAAGGUAAUUUUCUAUGGUAAGUCUAUUAUUGGGUAGGGUUUUUUUUUUUUUUUUUAAUUCUUAAUCUAUCCUUAGAUUUCCUACCCUUAUACUUAUCCGGGUUUAGAAGACAUUAUGCGUAUAAGCUCAUUUCAACCUGCAACCUCCAAGCAUCAACUCCAAUAUCAUGUCAAUUGAUCUAAAAGUCGGUCGGCAUGUUAGAUAGGAUUUGUUAGGCUUAACAUGUAUUUUUGCAGUAAAAAAUUAUGGGGAGAGGUGUAAAUUACAAGGGGAAAUGAAGUCUAAAGUGUGUUGUAUGAUAAACUAUCAUUUUUUUUUUAAAGUGCAGAUAGUAAUAAAUUGAAAAUAUCAUUAUUUUGUCGUUGCUAUAUUAGGGCGUCCCAUGCUUAUGGUCUCGUUUUGUGGUUUUGUGGUCGCUCGUGCAAUUUAAAAAUUUAAGAAAGUUGUAACAUGCAAGAGUUGGGCCAUCAGCUCAUUACGAGACUCAGAUUGGUUGGGUCACAAUAAUAGUAUCGCAACGGUGGAGGCAGCGGGAUUGAUUGGAUGAUUAUCUGAUUUCAGUUUUAUUUGAUAUCAUAUUAUUAUUUUUGAUAUCAAAAUUUGACAUGAUACGUAUGUAUAAUUUGUAUUGAAUUUGAA
This is a messenger RNA of Durio zibethinus, 2124 nucleotides long. Its product is annotated as Core-2/I-branching beta-1,6-N-acetylglucosaminyltransferase family protein. Gene Ontology annotation, cellular component: membrane. Gene Ontology annotation, molecular function: glycosyltransferase activity. NCBI's taxonomy places the organism in Eukaryota, Viridiplantae, Streptophyta, Magnoliopsida, Malvales, Malvaceae. The record is from RefSeq and is a predicted model, not a curated record.